UAAGCUGCUGGACCAUGACAUCCGGGCCGAGAGGGACUACUACCGUCUGCCAGAGGCAGCUGUUGAACUCGCAAAAAUUGCAAAACUGAUUCUUGCAAUGGAAAAGGGUUCUUUGGAAAACUUCAAAGGAAACUCUCUGGAGGAAAUUGAGAUUGAAGAUGAAUUGGAGCCAGAUGUGGAGCAGGGCAACACCGAAAGCAUGGAUGCUGAAGAGGACAACGAAGAGUUGGAUCUUCUACUUCCACAGAGCGAUGAUGUAGAACAACGAAGCAGACAAGCUGACUCCUGAGCAGGACGCCCUGAAGCACAUAAAGGCUGGCAAAGACAAAUCCUUCCUAGAGGGAAUCUUUAUCGACUCCUUUAAAGGGAGAGGUGUGUUCACCCACGAAUCCAUAGAACCUUCGACCUUCGUUGUAGAGUUUCGGGGGAACAUCAUCUCUCAAGAAGAAACCCAAAAAAAGAAACGUGGGGACUCUCUGAACGACUAUUUGUUUGACUUUUUUUGGAAGGGAACAAACUGGCGCAUCGACGCUUCAGCAGAUGAUAAAAGCCUUGGCAGACUGGUGAACGACGACCACAUAAGUCCCAACUGCAAAGUGAGGAAAAUCAUUUACAAGGAAAAGCCACAUUUGUGCCUGUUCGCCCUGAAGAAAAUAUCCGCAGGCGAGGAGAUAACCUUCAACUAUGGGCGGUCCUCUUACUCGUGGCGCUCAACGGAAACCACUGAAGACCAGAACACAUCACGAACAGACUUGGACCCUUUAUUUCCUCUGAUGGGCGAAAAAGCUGAGGACUCGGCAGAAGCAUCAAGUUGUGCAGAAAACUCCUCUGAUGACGACUACGUCUGCGAGGAUGAGCCGAGUAGCGACGAAAGUUAUAUCAGCGACAACAACGAGCCGAUUCGGGAUUUAUGGAAAAGUCAAGAAGACUGUGCUGUGCAGCAGGAGGACAGCACUGAUGACUCUGAAGCCGAUGAAAAAGACCCAUCAAUCACCAACAAGAACUACUGCUACAUUUGCAAGAAACCUCAGACUAAAAUUUCUCGUCACCUUUACACUCACAGAAAAGACGAGCCUGAAAUCGCGAAAGUAUACGCAUUACCUCGAAAAAGCACGGAGCGUAUUAAAAUGCUAGAAAAGCUAAGAAACAAAGGAAAUUUCGAACACAACCAAGAGGUGUUGAAGAGUCGCACUGGAGAGCUGAAAGUGAGAAAAAACAUGGCCACAGUAAAAAAAGUGGCAACUUGUAUAUACUGUAAACACAUGUACGGCUACAAGCAGAUCUGGCGACACAUGCAGAAUUGUCCUUCAAGGAAAUUCUCAAAGCCUCCAAUAGGUGGUAGAACUCAAAUUUUGUCUUUGGUUGCUGCAACAGGGUUAAUUGAGCACCACAAGAUCUCAUCAGGUGUGAGGAAGAUGUUGAAGAAGCUGAAGAAAGAUGAGGUCGGCUCUCUUGUCUGGAGCGAUCCUUAUCUACUCCAGAUGGCUCAGUGUUUGUACUACCUGAGGGAGGAGAAACGAACUUAUCAGUAUGUGAAUCAGAAGCUGAGGCAGAUGGGAAGACUCCUGCUAAUAUUGAGGAAGAAGUCAAUAGACAGCUUUGAAGUUGCCACCAAGCCCCAAAACUUCAGCAAAGUUGUCGAAGCCGUUGGGGAGCUGGCCGGUUUCAAGGAAAGCUCAAAGCCCCAGGACAGGCCGAAUCUGGUGAAUAGCCUCGGAAUCUCACUCAGGAGAAUUGCAGACAUUAAAUACGCCAGAGCUCUGAUAAACGACGCUGAUAAGGAGAUGAUACAAGAAGCAGAGACGUUCAUGAAUCUGUGUGCUAAAGAAUGGCCGUCCGGACUCAAAGCAGCUCUGCCAAAACUCACCCAGCCGUCCACGCUAGCGUUCAUACAGGAUGUGCAGCUCUUCUACCAAUGUCUGGACAAAACGGCAGCUUCUGGGGUCGAAAGUCUGAUGAUGUAUGCGUGUUCACAAGUCUAUACUGCUGUGCUCAGAGUGACGGCUGCAUACGUGGCGAUCUUUAACAAAAAUCUGGCAGACGUUUCACGGGUGACCCUCCAGUCAUUCAAGGAACGACCCGAGACUGAACCCCAGCAAAAUACUCUUGUCAACCAGUCGCAGUUUGAGCAAAUUCUGUCCAAGAACAUGGUGAAGAUCAAUGUUGCCAGCAGCACCGGCAAAAAGUUUGGUCUUACUUUGACGUCUGACCUACUCUCGGCUCUAACGCUGCUCGUGAGUAAGAGGGAGGCCUGUGGUGUGCCUGAAGACAAUCCCUUUUUAUUUGGGAGAUCUGAUGAUGGACGCAAAAACUUCUACCAGGCGAAACAGUGCAUUUGCAUUUUUACAGCUCGGUGUGGUGCCAAGAACAAAGAGAGCCUCCGGUCGAUGUAUUUCUGUAAGCACACUGUGAGAAUUUUCCAGAUUCUCAGCCUCACGAAUGAUGACCUCGUUGAGCUUGCCAAACUGUUGGACCGGAAUAUUCAGACCGACAGGGACUAUUACCAGAUGCCAGAGGCAGCCGCAGACGUUGCCAGAAUCUUAGAGCUAAUAUUUGCAAUGGAGAACGGAACUCUUGGACAAUUUGAAGGAAAAUCUCUUGAGGAAAUUGAGUUUCCAGAUCAGUUGCAGCCGUUUGUGGAUCCAGACAGUCCUGGAAACAGCGACGCCAAAGAGAAAAACGAGGAAUCAGAAACUUCUACGGGUCGGUCCUCUUCAAAAGGCUUCUUUUCUCAAGCCAGGAGAAAAAGUGGAGCUCCGUCCUCGAAUAAAAGUGGCCGAGGCAGGAAAAAGAAGCAGGAGACUGAAAAAGAGCAGAACAAGGAGAAAACUGACGAGACAGAUGAUCGUCCGGCCGACAUGAUGGAGAAACCUGCCGUCGACACACCCGAGGAGACGACGACUUGCAGCAAAGCAGAAGAAACAAACAUUUACUUCAGCGACGAUGAUGAGGACAUGAACGUGGACUUCAACAUCGACAUAGACAUCGAUGAUGACGAUGAGGUCAGAAAUGAGGAAUAUGACGGCCAUGAUGACUCAUAUGGUCCGUCAGCAAAACCUGUGAUAACAGACAGAGAAGAUUCAACAGCGGAGGACGAGGAAGAGACUCGCCUGAACGAGAACCGCAGUGAUGGAGAGUUUGAGGAGAUGAUGGACGACGUGGAGGACGAAUAUUCAGACAGAGAAGAUGAACAGCAAAGUUACUUGAUGGAUGUGGACAGCAGCGGUUCAACUUUAAAUACAGAAAAGAAGAACAACUUGUCCACAGCACCGACUGGGAUGAAAGACUUGAAGAUAUUGAUCCCCAAACUGGACGUUAAGAAGCUGCGGACUACAGUCCAGGUUUCCCAGUUCUUAUCUUUGACUAACAAGAGUCUGGUAAAAGAUCAGAAGAUCCAUAAUGUCAAGAAACAGCCUGAAAGACCUUCGACACCCACUGAGGUCACACACAAGGCCAGCAGUGAAAAGGAAGUGCACAUGAACUGUUCGCACUGCAAGAAGAGCAUGAUGAAGGGACAAACCGCCUACCAGAAGAAAGGCUUCAUGGAUGUCUUCUGCUCCAAAAACUGCCUGUUUGAAAUGUUUCGGCACAACAAAGCCGCCGCCAGGACGUGUCACUACUGUCAGAGGGCGAUUUCUCAGCCUCUGGACCUCAUCGUGGCUGCUGUGGACAUUAAAGGAACUAUGAAGGAUUUCUGCAGUCCGGCCUGUUUGUGCGAUUUCAAAUCUCGUCCUGUUUCCCCCCAAACUCCGCCGUCACUCUGCAGCAUGUGCACCAAGCCCUGCACUAUCACAUGCGAGCUGAUCCUGAACGAAACUGUGCAAAGGUUUUGCAGCGACGCCUGUUUGGAGGGUUUCCAGAAGGACAACAGAUUAAUCUGUGUGAAUUGCAGCAGGACCUGCUACGACAAACCUCUUCUACUGAAGCUGGAGCACGAAAUCAAAACCCUCUGCAGGGAGAAAUGCCUGGAUGAGCUCACAAAGAAUAUCGAGACCUCCCACCCCUGCACCAUGUGCCUCUGUCCUCGAACGGUGUCCGACAUGAUCACUUACAAACACAGUGAAAACGUGGUGGAGCUCUUCUGCUGUCGGUCCUGUGUGGCAUCUUACAAACUACGUCCAGCAACUCUGCUUGAUUAUCAAGUAAUGAAAAGUUCACUUCAGUCCAAGGGGAAAAAAGACAAGCAGUCAAACACUGAGGACGCAGAAGUCGGUUCAGACUCCAGAUGUGAUUUCUGUUCCACUUGUGGAAAGAAGCUGUGGAGAGGAAAGACCGUUUGCUGGUCGAGCAGCUUGCAGAAGGUGUUCUGCUCUUUGCUUUGCCGGAAUGAGUAUCAUCCGGACACCAACGUAGUCACGAAAAAGUGCUACAACUGCUUUCAGGAAAUAACUCGACCUCAGAAAAUGAUUCUGGCUCCGGUGGACGAUUCGGGAACGAUGAAGGAGUUGUGCGGCUCCACGUGUCUCGCCUCCGUCAAAUCCAGGAGGGAUGCCGCUGCCAGACCUCCGCCACAAGAGGGACCUCGUUCAGAGUGCAGGAUGUGCGCCAGAUAUAGCUACUGUAAAUUCAACCUAAAACUGGACGACAUCAUCUACAAACUCUGUAGCGACACCUGCGUCAUCAACUACCACAAAAUCAACAACAUUCCUCUAACUUACUGCGACGUCUGCGGCUCUUUCUGCCUCGACCCACGGAAUACACGGAAGAUGGACGGUGGCCGUAGAAGCAUGUGCAGCGGCAAAUGUGUGGCCAAGUUCAAAGAGAAAGCUGAGACUCAACGGCUUUGCCUCAUGUGUCAGACGUCUCAUCUCGUGUUGGACAUGAUUGAAAAUAUCAACAGCGAGGGAACGUUGGAGUUAUUCUGCAGCAACAGAUGCAUGAUGGUCCACAACGCUCAGACCUUCACAGUGUCGGAAAAGAGGAGCCCAUCGCCUGAAGAUGUCGACAUUAAAGAAGUGAAGCCAUCGCUGCUGAAUUUGGAAUGUAUAAAAGAAGAGCCCAUUGAUGAGGACUACUGCCAGAUUCUCCCAACAUCUGUUUCCAAUCAGGACAUCAAGAAGGAGCCAAAUGUGGCAAAGGAGGACUUGAAGAUCGGCUCAGUUUUCUCUUUGAACGGAGACUCCAAACCCACAAAGCCAACUCUGACCCACAUGGAUCUACCGGCGUCCUGCUCCAGCUGCAAAAACGUUCUGAUGGACGGAGAGACUGUUUAUCAGAGGAAAGGCCACCAAGAAAUAUUCUGCUCCUCGUCCUGCCUGCUGAAGUUUUUCCAGAUGAAGUCAGUGAAGAAGACGUGCCACUUCUGCCUUCAGGUGAUAACGCAGCAUCAGGACGUCCUCCAGGCCUCGGUGGAUAACGAGGGGACUGAAAAGGAUUUCUGCAGCCAGACCUGUCUGUCGUCCUUCAACUACAAGAGCAGCGUGUCGAGCAAAAUCCCCGUCGUUCCCAUCGCAUCGCAUUCACAGUGCAGCAUGUGCAGCAGAUACUGCAUCAGUAAAAAGGAGAUCAUACAGCAGGGCGUCGUUCAUAAAAUCUGCAGCGAACCCUGUUUCCUCCGUUUCUGCAACAUGAACAAGUUGUCGGUCUGCGUUAACUGUCGAUCCUGCAGCAGCUCGCCACUCACGCUGAAGAUGGAGGACGGAAACAAAACACUGUGCGGCGCUGAGUGUCUGGUCCAGUUCAAGCAGAAAAUCCAAACACCGCAGCCCUGUGCGAUGUGCCACACCUCCAAUCCGAUGUCAAACAUGGUUGAACAUAGAAACAGGGAUAACGUGGUUGAGUUUUUCUGCUCCUGCAGCUGUGUGAUGGCGUCAAAGAUCCAGGCCGUCAGUGCUUCAGGAGCCUCAUUGAAUUGUGACCACUGUGGUAAAACCUCAGUUCCCGCAUGUCAUCUCGCCAUGUCAGAUUCCUCCAUCAAGAACUUCUGCACUCUAACGUGUGCAAUGGCCUUUAAGGAGAGUGAGAAAGACUUGGCUGCUCCAACUGACCCGGCAGGAGCUUCUAAACCUCCAGAGAAACUUCUGUGUGCUCAGUGUCGACGUACCAUCAAAACUACACCUAAAGUCAUCCAGAGAAAGGACAAGAUGAACUUUGUGUGCAGCCUGGCCUGUUCUCAGGAGUUUAAAAAGGCCAACAACAUCACGGGAACCUGCGAAUACUGUAAGAACGUCAGGAUCAUCAAGGACACCAAGAGGGUCGAGGACAAAGAGUGCAACUUCUGCAGCGACAGCUGCAGAGUUCUCCUUCAUCAUGACCUGGAAAGCAAACCAGGCCAGCGCUACUGUUCUUGUGCUUACUGCCUGUCGAUCGCCGUUACUGUGGUGACGAAACACAAUGAAGGAACAGAAGUAGAAUUCUGCUCUAAAGAAUGCAGCAAAAACUACAAAAACCUCCAAAACAACGUUGCAAAAUGUGACUCCUGCGGCUGCAAAGGGAAACUGAAGCAGAGUCUUCCGAUGGUCGGAGAAGUCAAACACUUCUGCGAUCUAAAAUGUCUGCUGCACUUCUGCAAUAACAAAGUCCACACGGUCGACGCAGCCUCUCCAGCUUCUGGAUCUGCAGUGACGACACAGUCCUCUCCCGUCAUCGCUAACGUUAUGUCACUGGCCAGCGCUCUGUCUGCGCGGAAUAACACUUCUACAAACUCUGCACAGAACGUCUCCGUCGCUGACAUUCAAACAAAAGUUGUUGGACAUGCCAGUGUUCAAACAGUCCCCAAAGAAUUAAAGAAUAAAUCAAUGCUCUGCACUCCACUGGUCCACAACAAAGGAACUUCCUGUGUAGCAGAAACUGCUGAAACUGAAGCACAAACAGAUAAAGUUGAUCCUGAAGUCGUGGUCCUUCGUGUCCCGGUGCCAGUGCCGGUGCCGGUUUACGUUCCUCUACCUAUGAACAUGUACACUCAGUACACACCACAGCCUGUUGGCCUGCCAUUACCGCUUCCUGUUCCUGUAUUUGUUCCUGCGAUGUCAGAUAGUUCAACAAAAACAACUGAAGAGACAAAGCAGCUUGAAUCAACUGAUGGAGAUUUAAACCUCAGACCUGAGACAGAAACUGAACAAACAGAGAGAAAUGAGAAAGACAACGACCAGAAGGACGGAGACGAGACAAAAGAAGGAGAAAGACAAGAAACCCAGUCAAUUGAUGAUGACAACGUAGAUGCAGAUGAUUAUCAAUGCACCUUAGACGACCAGGAAGAUUUGUUGUCGGGCGCCAACCACGACUCGAUGGGUCCGUCAGAAAUCUCACCGACUCCUCCGCCGGCUGCUUCACCGUCACAACAAACUCCAGGGAAGGUCAACAACAAGAACAAGAAGUCCAAGAAAUCUAAAGAGGAAAUGCCUCAGAGUGAAGCUCCGACGGUCACCACCAAGAAAAGCCACAAAGUGAACACUCAACAUGGAAUUGAAGCCUGGAAGAGAUGGAUCCAAUGGAGAGAAUCUCAAACCGGCCUGGGACCCAUAUCCUCUCAUUCUGUGAGGCUGAGGGCGGAUAUUCUUCGCUGCUCUGCAGUUGACCUGAGCCACGGCCUCUAUCGCUUCAUCAAGGAGGUCAAGCAACCAGAUGGAGAACCGUACUCCCCCGACGGCCUCUUUUACCUCUGCCUCGGCAUCCAAAAGCAUCUGUUAGAAAAUGGUCGAGGGGAAAACAUAUUCACUGAUGCAAUCUACAACAAGUUCUCCACAAAGAUCACCAAACUCCUGAAACAUUUCCAGCCAUCAGUAGCGUCCAAUGGGUCCAUCUCCUCCAGUGUGAGGGAGGAGUUUCUGUGGGACUGUAAGCAGGUGGGAUCUUUUUCCCCCAUGGUCCUCCUCAACACCAUGCUCUUCUUCUGCUGCAAAUACUUCGGCUUCACCACGGUGAAGGAACACCGCCAGCUGUCUUUUGCACGAACCAGUUGUUGCACCAGAACCAACCCAGACAAAACUAAAUCCACCGUCCUGCGUUUCUACCCACCCACAUCCCAAACAGAGGCAGAGACAGAUGCAGAUGGUGUUCCGGCCAAGAAACGUAAGAAAGAUGAGAGUGAAGAACAUUUCCUGGAGAUGAUAGAGAACACAGAGAACCCUCUUCGCUGUCCGGUCAGACUCUACGAGUUCUACCUCUCCAAGACCCCCGAUUCGGUGAGGCAGCGCAGCAAUCUGUUCUACCUCCAGCCAAGAAGCUGCUGUUACCCCAGCAGCCGUCUGUGGUUCACGUCCAGCCCUCUGCAGGACUCCGCCAUGGAGGCCAUGAUCGUACGAAUCUUUGCCGUCCAAGAGCUUCAAAGAUCGAAAUAGAAGAGGUUCUGCAGGCAUCAGGUCAAUUUAUGGGUGGAGAAAUAGUAACACUUUCCUCUGUGAUGCUCCCAGUCUUCUUCACAUUUUGGACAUGGAUCAUCUUGGAAGAGAUUAUAGAAAAAAACUUCAGCCCGGUAGAAGGACGUUUGUGUGAUUUGGAGGCAGCAGCAGGUUUUAAGGUUAAAGUUUUAUAUCUGCCAGUCCAUCAUUGUCUCUUCAAUCAUGAGAGGAUGUAAAUUUGAGUCCAUAAAUUUGAUGCCACUUAUCAGGUUCUUAUUUGUGGUGGAACUUUCUGGGUUGGAUCUCAGGACUGCAUUGUAAGUACCUGAUAAGUGAUGUCAAAGACCCUAAAAUCUGAGGUGAAAGUUCCAGUUGAAAAAGAAAAGAAUGACCGAGCCCAUACCUUCAUUUAGCAUCACGUCAGGAAGUGUUGAACUUAUCGGCUGCACAGUGCUGUCUGGUUGUGUUUCUGUUUAAGAAAGACGACAGAAAGAUCUCCUGUUUAUGCUCUUUAGCUGUUUCAGAACUUCAGGUGAGAAACCACAAAACUUUUUGGUCGCAUGUUGAGCACAAACCUAUAAAGGAAAUCUGAUUAUCAUCUGUCACCUGCUAAACACGGUUUAGGAGAUAAAGCAGAAAGACUCGCAUGUUAAAGUGUUAAAGAAGCUUUUGAGGCUGAACCUUCUGGAGAGUUUUAAAUGCUGACAGUCUCACCUGUGCACAUUUUCCAGAGAGCUUCAUUCUCCUCCUUCAGUGUUUGUAAAGCGUUCUGCUUUCGCCAGUUAUCAAAAGCUGAUUUCAAUGAAAAAGAGAAGGAUAAAGUUUGUAGAAAAAGAGUUUGAGUUCCAAAACAGAACAAGAAUGAGACAUUUGUUGAUUUCAAUGGAUUAUUUUUUUUUUUACAUUUUUAUAAAAAUUUCACAAAGUAAAUAAAGUUUGGCAUGUUAAGGGG
This is a messenger RNA of Amphiprion ocellaris (clown anemonefish), 9231 nucleotides long. Its product is annotated as zinc finger MYM-type protein 4-like. Gene Ontology annotation, molecular function: zinc ion binding. The transcript has 44 exons. Bases 774 to 8279 code for a protein of 2501 amino acids. The record is from RefSeq and is a predicted model, not a curated record. NCBI's taxonomy places the organism in Eukaryota, Metazoa, Chordata, Actinopteri, Pomacentridae.